AUACUGUUGAGCUAUUGGAUGUUUUUGUCUCUUUCUAUCUCUCAUAUAAAGCCAUCCCUUACUGAUGCAGCAAUCUAGAUGGUUAUUCUUACUCCUUACUGCCAUUUGUAAUAAUCGGUCUACGACGUGCUUUUCAAUUUUUGUGCGGCUUUAAAAUUAAACAAAAAUGGACCCGUUGGUAACCAUCUGUCCCGAUAAUUGGACUCAAAUUGUUGAAGAUCCUGCUUUGCUUCAAGAAGUUAUGAAUUCUGGAAUCACCUUCACGAGCACCAACAAUAGUCGCAUAAUAGAUUAUAAUCCCGAAGAAUUAAUAGAUGAUGAGUCAGCGACUACGUCUUCGAUCACUAUUGAUUCAUCUUUGGAUGAACAAAAUGACCAUUUGGCUGUUUCUUCACAAUCCGCCUUGUCAACUGAGUCGGCUGGAACCGAAAGUGAAUUUGGUGGUCCAAACGCUCUUACUUCAUCUCCAGAAGAAGCUACUUGGACUGACCAGUCGGUGAAACUUUUAAUAUCAUUGAUUGAAGAAGCUUUGCCACAUGUUGGAAAAACUGCCAAAUUUAAGAGCAAGGCAAAAAUGUACGAGCACGUACGAAAGGAAAUGGCACAUAACGGAUAUAAUUUUUCUACAAAGAGAAUCACAAACAAAUAUUUUUCGUUAGAACGAGCCUACAAAGCAACAAAAGACCAUAACAAAAAAACUGGAAGAGACAAGAAAAGUUGCCCAUAUCAAGAGGAGCUGAACACUAUCUUGCAACAUCGGCCAUCUGUGAACCCUGUUCACGUUCUUGGAACAUCCGGAACCAUUUGUGUGCAAGAUCUUUUCGGCAACAAGGAAAAUUCUUCUGGAGACGAUGAUGACUCAAAAGAAUCUGAAUCAGAACAGAAUCAUCCAACAAAGAAGCGUCGUACGAAGCAACCCAAUGUCGUUUCUGAACUAAGACAUUUGCGUUCAGCAAAUGAAGUAUUUCAUGAUCGUGUAACCGAAAUAAUUGAAAAUUCGGAAAAAAAGAAGAUUGAAAUUAUGACCGAAAGAAAUAAUUUGCUUAAGCAACUAAUCGACAAGCUGUAAACGUUUCAUAUAUGAUGUCCACUGUUUUUUU
Molecule: messenger RNA, 1100 nt
Organism: Culex pipiens pallens (northern house mosquito)
Lineage: Eukaryota; Metazoa; Arthropoda; Insecta; Diptera; Culicidae
Exons: 7
Coding region: 167-1069 (300 amino acids)
Source: RefSeq, a predicted model, not a curated record